Molecule: messenger RNA, 957 nt
Organism: Sciurus carolinensis (gray squirrel)
Lineage: Eukaryota; Metazoa; Chordata; Mammalia; Rodentia; Sciuridae
Product: olfactory receptor 13C9
Exons: 1
Coding region: 1-957 (318 amino acids)
Biological process (GO): G protein-coupled receptor signaling pathway
Cellular component (GO): membrane
Molecular function (GO): G protein-coupled receptor activity; olfactory receptor activity
Source: RefSeq, a predicted model, not a curated record
AUGGAAUGGGAAAACCAAACCAUUUUGGUGGAAUUUUUUCUGAAGGGGCUUUCUGGUUACCCAAGGCUUGAGGUACUUUUUUUUGUGCUCAUCUUAUUAAUGUAUGUGGUCAUCCUUCUGGGCAAUGGUACCCUCAUCAUAAUCAGCAUCCUGGAUUCUCACCUCCACAGCCCUAUGUACUUCUUCCUGGGGAACCUCUCCUUCUUGGAUAUCUGCUACACUACCACCUCCAUUCCUUCUACUCUGGUGAGCUUCCUCUCAGAAAGAAAGACCAUUUCCUUCUCUGGCUGUGCAGUGCAGAUGUUCCUUGGCUUGGCCAUGGGCACAACAGAGUGUGUGCUCCUGGGCAUGAUGGCCUUUGACCGCUAUGUGGCCAUCUGUAAUCCUCUGAGAUAUCUCAUCAUCAUGAGCAAGAAUUCCUAUGUGACCAUGGCAGCUGGCUCCUGGUUUUUAGGAGUUGUCAAUUCUGCAGUGCAAACUGCAUUUGUGGUACAGUUGCCUUUCUGCAGGAAUAACAUCAUCAAUCAUUUCUCCUGUGAAAUUCUGGCUGUCAUGAAGAUGGCCUGUGCUGACAUUUCAGGUAAUGAGCUCAUCAUGCUUGUGGCCACAACAUUGUUCACUCUGAUGCCACUGCUCUUGAUUGUCAUUUCUUACUCAUUAAUCGUUUCCAGCAUCCUCAAGAUCCGCUCCUCUGAGGGCAGAAGCAAAGCCUUCUCUACGUGCUCAGCCCAUCUGACUGUGGUAAUAAUAUUCUAUGGUACCAUUCUCUCCAUGUACAUGAAACCCAAGUCUAAAGACACACUUGAUUCAGAUGGUCUGGAUGCAACAGACAAACUUAUAUCCAUGUUCUAUGGGGUGAUGACUCCCAUGAUGAAUCCUUUAAUCUAUAGUCUUAGGAAUAAGGAUGUAAAGGAGGCAUUAAAAAAUUUACUGAACAGAAGAUUAUUUAACAAGUGA